AUGUUAAAUAAUAUCAAUUUGUCAUUGAGUUAAAUUGAAGAGCUUACUAAAGAUGAAUUUAAGGAUAGAGAUUAAUCUACUAAAGUCAAAGUUGAAAAAAAAAUUGAAAGAAGAUUAGGAUCAAUAAAUAAAGAUGAAUCUGCUAAUGUUUAAAUUAAAAUCGAAAAGAAAAUUGGAUAAGUAAAACCUAAAGAUUCUCUUCAAUAAUACACUAAUACUAAAAUCAAAAAUAUAUAUUAAUUUUUAGAGAAUGUAGAAUCCGAUUCAUCUUAAGUUAGUUAGUAAAUUCAAUAACAACCUAUGAGAAGUAUUGAAGCUAUUGAAAAGGAGCAUGAAUAUUAGUCAAAGAUUUAAUAAUUGUAAGGCAUUGUUUAAACAUAAAAAAUUGAAUUGGAUGAAUAACAGAAAACUAUUGAUAAUUUAAAACAACUACUUGAAAAAUCAUAACUAAAAUUGAAAGAAUCAGAGUAGAAUUUUAAAGAAACCAUUAAUCGUAGAUUAAAUGAAUAGAAGGCUGAAUUAGAAGUUGUUAUUAAUAGACAUCUUGGAUUUAUAGAUCAAUUAAUUAAUGAUAAAAAAGAACUUAAUAAUUAGGUAGAAUAGUUGACUAGUGAAUUGAAAGGAAUAGAUAAAUAAUAGAAGAGGUAAUUGGAAGAAUUAAAGAAUAAUUUUGCAAGAGAAAUUAAAUAAAAAUAUGAAUAAUGGUAAAUAUAAGAAAAAUAGAAAAGAGAUAAAUGGGAAAAGGAGAAAUUAGCAGAAUUAAAAGAAUAAACAAUAAAGGGUUUAGAACCAGAAUUAAAUAGAAUGAUUGAAAAGAAUAAAUUAGAAAUUAAAAGAAUAGAAGAAAAAUGUUAGAAAGAAAAAGAAAUUCAUAAAAUAUAAGUAAUUGAAGAAUCUGAAAUGAAAAUGUAAAUAUUUAAAGAGAAGUGGGCAGCUGAAUAUGAAUUACUUCAAUAAAAAGAGAGAGAAGCUUAAUUGAUAAAAUAAAAGGAAUUAUAUAGGACAUAUGAGGAAUAAUUUGCUAAAGAAAGAGAUGCAUAUAAGUAAAGAAUGUAAUAGGAUAUUGAAGAUUGUGAAAGAAGAAGGAAAGAAGAAGCAGAUACGUAUGUAAAGAGAAUGAAAUAACUAUCAGAUUCUCAAGCUGAGGAAAUCAGAAGAAUUAAAAAUGAUUGUUAAAAAGAAAUAGAUGAAUAUAAAGAAAAGUACUUCAAUAUGGAAAGUGAAGUAAAAGAAGCAUUAAGAGGGGAUUAAGAGGCUUGGAAAUAGUAAUUUACAAUAAGAGCAGAAGCAGAUAUGAAUAGAUAAAUUGAGAAGAUUCAAAAAAAGAUGGAAUAAGAUAGAAAUGAUAAAAUUGAAAAGAUAGUAUAGAAGUUAGCUGAAGAGAAAUAAUAAUAUGAAUAGAAUGUUUAAAUUAAAUAUGAUAAAAAAUUAAGAGAUUAAUAGGGAAGCAAGGAUGAAGAAAUUAAGUAAUUGAAGAAGUAAAUUAAGGCUUUGGAAGAGAGAGAAAAUAAAGAAGGUAGUGAAUAUUAGGCAGUUUAAAAGACAAAUCAAGAUUUAUAAAGAUUGAUAGAGAAAUAAGAAUAUGAUAAUCAGAAAUAGUUUAAGGAAUAAAAAAAAUUGAAGGAAGAAAUGCUUUUGUAUAAUUUGCUAAUAUUUUAGAUACAAGGAAAAACUAACAUAAUUUAAAGAAGAAUAAUAAUUGGAAUUAAAAGGAAUAAAGGAAUCACAUGAGCGAGAAAAGAAUCGGCUUGCAGAAUAGAAUAAUAAAUUAUAAUUAGAGUUGGCAAAUUAAAAAUAAAUAUUGGAGGAAACAUGUAAAUGUAUGUGAAUUCAUGUAGUGAGAGAAUUGGAUAUUAAACAUUCAUAAAAUUUGGAAGAAAUAGAAGAAAAUGUUAAGAGGAUAAUAUUGAAGAAAGAUCAUGAGAUCAAGUAGUUAAAAGAAGAAUUGAGAAUGAAGUAGUUGGCAUGUGAAAAAUAUGAUGAAUUAUUAAAAAAAUAAAGACAAGACUUAUUACGUUAAGUAGAAUAAUGAGAUAAAUAUUAUAUGACUAAUG
Molecule: messenger RNA, 2054 nt
Organism: Paramecium sonneborni
Lineage: Eukaryota; Ciliophora; Oligohymenophorea; Peniculida; Parameciidae
Source: the annotation of a GenBank genome assembly